Doryrhamphus excisus (bluestripe pipefish) is the source of this 490-nucleotide messenger RNA. RefSeq names its product CD59 molecule (CD59 blood group) b (gene cd59b). The record is from RefSeq and is a predicted model, not a curated record. Lineage: Eukaryota; Metazoa; Chordata; Actinopteri; Syngnathiformes; Syngnathidae.
GUGACUUUUGGGCGUGGACCACAAAGCGGUCCUCAUCGUGCUGCCAGGCUGUUGCCCAGUUCAGUCCAGCUGGAGGAAUUCGACAUGUCACGCUGGAGCCAACUCGUCCUGGUGCUGUGCGCCGCCACCGUGACGAUGAUGAUACGUGAAGGGGACGCUCUUCGCUGUUACAAGUGUGCUGACUACACGGGCCGCUGUCACAACGUGCAGGAGUGCACGUACGAGGAUGCCUGCUUGUCUCUGAGCGAGAGAGGAGGGAAGACCAUCCGUCAAUGCAUCAGGUAUACCGACUGUGACAAUUCCCGCCUCUCCCAGAUGUUCCCUGCUAUGUCGGAGUUCACGUACCGCUGCUGUACCAGCAACCUAUGCAACUCCGGCAACGUCGUCACCGUGGCGACACCCGUCACACUACUGGUUGGAUCACUGCUCAGUGUCCUUGUGUGCUGGCUGUGAAAAUGUCACAUGACCACAAAUAAACAAGGAAAGUUAA